CCACCAACUAGUAAUGCCUAGCUACUUUGUGACGCGGACAGCAAUAUGAACUGGCGCCGGGAUGCCCUCAUAUUUUUAUCAUAUAUCGCUUGAGCUACUUCCUUGCGAGCGAUCCCGUUCCGCUGACGCUGAUCAGAGCGAGACGACUUCCCCGCAGAUAUCCUUAUCGUUUGAAUCUGCAUGUGAAGCUCUGCUUCCGUUCCAGAAGCGACGGCAUCACAAAUCCUCAGGACGCGGCCUGCGCGCAUCCGGCCGCAGAGAUCAAUGUCUGACGCCACAGGUGGUGAAUGCUUCACAGUAUCAAUCCGGCAGUGAUUUCACGGAGACCGUUACGGACAUACCCCCGCAUCCUCCUCCCUCAGUUACUCAGUCCCCGAACACUCUCACCGCAAUCAACAACGACUUGAGAUUGGACAGGUUGUAUAUUGAGAGCAUCGAUAUGGUACCACCAGAACAGAAUACAGCACAGUCGAAACGGGGCGAUAGAGGUCUAGCUGGGAGCAAUCCGGUGACCACGGGCAUUGGAACGGAUAUCUUAGGUGGUCUGCAUACAAAGGGCCGAUACGUUCCUCUAGACCAGAAAGUAUCGGACAGCGUCUGGGGUAUCGUGCACCUGUACCGAGAUGCUAAGGAGACACCCUCUCUCGGUGUAGAUGACUACCCGGCAGAGCUGAAGGGAUCGUCUGCCGCGCGACAGCCCCGCGAUCGACUGGGUGGGAGCAGCAACUAUCAAGUAGACGGCGGGGCGGGACGAAGCUCGUCGACGACGCCACCAGAUGAAGACUGCACGACCCUCUGUAUCUUGGCAGUACCGUCGUAUAUGUCACCGUCUGAUUUCUUUGGCUUUGUCGGUGAGCGGACCAGGGACGAUGUCAGUCACUUCCGCAUGAUCCGGACGGCUAGGGCCAAUCGCUACAUGGUUUUGAUGAAGUUCCGCAAUGGGAGGAGGGCGAGAGAAUGGCAGAGGGAGUGGAAUGGGAAGGUGUUUAACAGUAUGGAGCCCGAGACCUGCCAUGUCGUUUUCGUGAAGACGGUCGAAAUACAGGCAGUGACUGCAGAUGCUACUGACUCCGGCGAUCGGAGUCUUACACAGUCAACAACGGCAAACCUAACAGGCCAAACUAGUUCUCUGUCCACCGCUUCUCUCUCCAGCAAACCUCUCGCUCCGCCAACCCCCUCGCUGAUAGAGCUCCCAACCUGUCCUGUCUGUCUGGAACGGAUGGACGAGACGACAGGGUUAUUAACCAUCAUAUGCCAACAUGUCUUCCACUGUACCUGCCUACAAAAAUGGAAAGGGAGCGGAUGUCCAGUGUGUCGAUAUACGCAGGAUGGUUUAGCAAGACGCCAGAGCUUGGAUUUGGGCGAGGGGCCCUGCGAAUGCAGUGUCUGUCAUUCAGAACUAAAUCUUUGGCUGUGCCUGAUAUGCGGAAAUAUUGGCUGCGGCCGUUACGAUGGUGCUCACGCAUUUGCUCACUUCAAGCAGACGUCUCACGCCUUCGCCAUGGACCUUGCCACACAACGGGUUUGGGAUUACGUGGGCGAUGGUUACGUGCAUCGCAUCAUUCAAAGCAAGACUGACGGCAAGCUUGUCGAAUUGCCUGCCGCUGAUGACAGUGCGCUCGAUCCGCCAGACUGGGAAGACGCCGUGCCGCGCGAAAAGCUGGAGAACAUGAGUGUCGAGUACACGCACCUUCUUACCAGUCAACUUGAGAGUCAACGUGCGUACUUUGAAGAAAUUCUCGAACGUGCAGCCGAUAAAGCGUCGCAAGCGAGCAAUGCUGCAUCAGCGGCGCAGGAGGCUGCUGAAAAAGCCACUGCAAGUCUGACGAGCCUACAACAACAGUACGAUACUUUGACCCACGAGACUAUUCCCGGCCUCGAGCGCGAUAAGACCCGGGCGGAGAAGCGAGCAGAGAAAUUCGAGGGCAUGGCGCGCAAAAUGGAAAAGGAGUGGCGUGAAGAGAAGACUAUGAACGAGAGUCUGAUGCAGCGCGUCGAAUUCCUGACUGCAGAGGUAGAAAAGCUCAAGGCUGAGAAUGCGGACUUGAGCGAACAGAACCGCGACCUCACCUUCUUUAUCAGCGGAUCGGAAAGGCUGAAAAACCAAAGUGAAGACGUGGUUGAGGGAACAAUAAGUAUCCCAGAGGCAGAAAGUUCCAAGAAGAAGAAGAACAGAGGGAAAGGCAAGAGAUAGGAGAUUUAAAGGGAACGAGCCUGCAUUCUUGAGAAACGAUCGACGUGACGUCGGGUCCUUCCUUAGACCUAUCUCCAGUCGAAUCCAGAUUUUAGCAUAUUCAUCUGCGAUGGAAUGUACUCCAGAUGGCCGUACUAGACCUUGGUCAGGCGUGUCAUUUGAUAGAGAUGCAUGCUAGACUUCGAGCCGACCAGAGAAGUGCAGACACUACUGGGGGCACUAUUGUGACACUGGUGGUCUCCGAAGAUAUCCAUGACAUACAGUGCAGACACCACAAUUCAUUUCCCUGUUCAGUCUCCCAUUCGUGGUGAUCAACACUAUCCGUUGUCUGUGGCAGCCUUAGCGACAGUUUCUAA
Messenger RNA from Paecilomyces variotii, 2550 nucleotides. RefSeq names its product putative RING and UBP finger domain protein. The record is from RefSeq and is a predicted model, not a curated record. The transcript is spliced from 2 exons. NCBI's taxonomy places the organism in Eukaryota, Fungi, Ascomycota, Eurotiomycetes, Eurotiales, Thermoascaceae. Bases 62 to 2194 code for a protein of 710 amino acids. Gene Ontology annotation, biological process: protein ubiquitination; Ras protein signal transduction. Gene Ontology annotation, molecular function: zinc ion binding; ubiquitin protein ligase activity. Gene Ontology annotation, cellular component: cytoplasm.